This is a messenger RNA of Talaromyces rugulosus, 453 nucleotides long. RefSeq lists its product as uncharacterized. The record is from RefSeq and is a predicted model, not a curated record. The transcript has a single exon. Lineage: Eukaryota; Fungi; Ascomycota; Eurotiomycetes; Eurotiales; Trichocomaceae. The coding region runs from base 1 to 453 and encodes 150 amino acids.
AUGUCGACUGACAUGAGUGCCUUUUACACUCCCACGACGCCGACCCCAACCCAUGUGUCCUCGCAGUGCUCACACUCGCCGCCGAUCGUGGACGAGCUCAUCAGCAAGUACUCGUCUUCAAUGGCCGCAGCGAACAACACACCCACCCUGUCUUACAGCAAACAACACCGAAAUCUCACCCUGCGCCUCGUCGACUGGAUCUGCCUGGAAUACUACCGCUACGAAGUCACCUUUGGCGUCUACGUGAUGAGCCCCGGCGAGAAAUUCGUCGCCAACACUUUGGUCCUCUUUUCCCUGUCGCUGCUCCUCUGGACUUCGUUGUUACACCUGCCGCCUUUGCUGCUCAGCAAGGUUGGCCGUCUCCUCUGGCUCCUGACGGGUCAUAGUGAGCAUGCAACUGGGCUUUUUGCAGACUACAUAUCUGCAGUUGCUACGAGCAGAAGGGCAUCGUAA